Molecule: messenger RNA, 5803 nt
Organism: Lethenteron reissneri (Far Eastern brook lamprey)
Lineage: Eukaryota; Metazoa; Chordata; Hyperoartia; Petromyzontiformes; Petromyzontidae
Product: histone-lysine N-methyltransferase SETMAR-like
Cellular component (GO): nucleus
Molecular function (GO): histone methyltransferase activity; zinc ion binding; protein binding
Source: RefSeq, a predicted model, not a curated record
AACUUUACAAAGUCGGUAAUCGACCACAGCACGAGUGGUGGAUUGUUUUAUAAAUACAAAUCGAUUAUUCUGGAGAUCACUCAUCAUGAUUUAAAACAUAUUUUUUUGCACAUUCUUACAUCACAUGUCUUAAGGUGUUAUAUAUUUUUGUUAGUGUUUUACAGUUUUUUACUUGAUCACAUUUGUGUAAAUAAGCAUACACAAAAAUAUCCUUUAAAAAGUUACUGCAUUUACUGCACCGUACUUACCACUCCAUUCUCGACGACUCCGCGAGGGGUGAUGUAUGAACGUGUAGUAUUUGUAUUGUCUCAUGUAGUGUAAUAUGUACCGUGUGGAAUAUUGUGUAAUAUGUACCGUGUGGAAUAUUUGACAUUGAAAUCAAGCAUCACCACUUUGUUUUGUGACGCCUUUGCAGCGGUCUUGCCGGUUUCGCCGGAUCGGUCCGGGUACCGUCGAAAGCAGCAGCCGGAUAAUCGAUGAUCGACUACAAAUCGAAUAAUCGCCCCAUCUCGAACUGUAACUUUCCAUGGUACAGUUUAUGUUUUAGCUGCACUCUGCAUAACAUCCCGCUAGAGGGAGCCCUGCAGCUCGGUCAAAGCGUGACAAUGAAACGCAGGAGCAUAAAUCACAAAAGAAUACUGUGCAGUAUUUACCAGCGAAGAUAUCAACAUAUACGAAUACAAUUAAAAGGUUGAUUUUCAUGUCAAUGACCCUAAUUAAAGGCAGAGCGAGGAUUUCGGAGCGUUAUUUGGAAUGAACGAUUGCGCUUUAAAGUUCACGUGAUUUGGCGAUGCUGCAUCGGUGCACAAGCAAUAACAACAAAAACACUCAACAUUCGCCAAUGAGCUCACAGCCGCGCACUUUUGUCACUGUGCACGUUCAAUCAAAGCGGUGUCACCCCGUGUAAUGUGUCUCACGUGGGUGCACAGGGGUCGUGGAGAUGUCUCGUGGGGCAUGCACGGACGUGGCCCAGGGACUGGAAAGUCUUCCCAUUGAAUUGACAAACGACGUGGAUGGUGAGAUGCCACCUUGCAUACAGUACACGCCGGACUACGUGCGGGGCCCCGGCUGUGCCGUGGACCCGGGCGAGCUCACGCUGCCGGGGUGCGAGUGCGCCGACGGGCGCUGCGACGCGUCGCCCGUCGCGUGCCCGUGCUUCCGGGGCGGUGGCGACGGCGCGGCGUGCUACGACCCCGCCGGGCGUCUCGUCGGCGAUGCCGGAUUCGCGCGCCCCAUCUUCGAGUGCAACCCCCUGUGCCGCUGCGGAGACGCGUGCCCCAGCAGGGUGGUGCAGAAGGGACUGGCGGUGUUCCGCACGGCGCGGAAGGGCUGGGCGGUGCGGACGCUGGAGCCGCUGGGUCGCGGGCGCUUCGUGUGCGAGUACGUGGGCGAGGUGCUGGGCGCUGCCGAGGCCCGGCGCCGGGCCGUCCGGCAGGCGUGGGGCAGUGACGGCAGGGCCAUCAACUACCUGAUCGCGGUGCGGGAGCACGCCGGGGACGGCCGGGGGGUCGCCCCGGCCACGAGCACCUACGUGGACCCGGAGCGCGUCGGGAACGUGGGUCGCUUCCUCAACCACUCGUGCGAGCCCAACCUCGUCAUGGCGCUCGUCCGCGUCCACUCCGUGUUGCCAAGGCUGGCUCUGUUCGCCGCACGCGACAUCGCCGACGGCGAGGAGCUCUGCUACGACUACUCGGGAGAAUUUCAAAACUCGCGCGCGGCUGCGGAAGCGUGCGGACCCUCGUGGCGGCCAGAAGGCGACGGCGGCGCUCGCUCCGGCGACCGAGAAACCGGCGCGGAUGCCGGCGACGACGGGGAUGGCGCCCCAUGGGAGGACCGGGGAGGUCGUGAGGACGGUGACGGCCUCGCGGGCCAGCGGAAGCCGUGCUUCUGUGGCGCGCCCUCCUGCCGAGGCGUCCUCCCGUUCGACCCCACGCUCUUCGCAGACACGCAGUGACAAAGAAAGGCUGCGACGGAGACUUUAGCGGUUGUGCCGCACUGGCCUCGGGUGCGUUCUCAGGUCUUACCGCGCAUCGUUCGGCGGUACGAUGUCCGACGUUUCUCUCCACGUGCCAAGAGCUUUUUCCGCAACGGAAUUAACUCCCCGAGCACGGGGAGUGAAACGUCGGACGUCAUGCCGAACAACGUCAUGCAGGUUAUUGGGGGCUACAUAACUGUACUUUACGGUCAUAUAGCUCCCAAUAACCUUUACCUUGCUGGUCAGUGCGGGUUCAUGUAGGUGCAGAACAAAGGAUAGAGUGCAGUGGGUUUUACCGCACUCCCCUCUGCUGCCCACAACAGCACCACAAAUCGACCAACACCAUCACGCAGCAAAACAUAACUCAAUGCAACACCUCGUGGCAGGGUUUCCCCACACUCGCUUUCCUCACCGAUACACGGUGCAAUUUCCCUCAAUCUAUAUUCAAUGCCAGCUUUGUCGUAACAUACUGCAAGGUUGGAUAGUACGGUGCGAAAGAAGUUCAACACACAUACGUGUAAGGUGAAGGUGCGGCCUUGUACCUGCCCGUGCAAGCAAAGGCUCUUUUGGUCUCCUCUUCCACCCUCGCCAGAUGUCUCAGGGUGGGAGUACCCACACUUUACCCCACCGCAUGCGACUUGCCAAUCGACUCCAAAGUUCGGUGUCCCCAUUUACAUCGCUGGGUGGACAGCGGUGAGCGGAUUUAUGCAACUCGCACCGUUGUCUUGACUGUCGUGUUGGGAGACCGCACCAGGGGGCCUCUGGGUUGCAAGUCCAGUGUGCUGACCGUUACACCGCGUCAGCAUCCGUCACAAGUGUGUGGCGAUUGGUAAACACGUACCCCCCUACUUGGACUUGAGUUUGAGAAGCUGUUUUUUGUGAAGGUGGCCUGAGUUGGAAAUCGUUGUGUCCCCAACGCCACGGGAACUUCCAUUCUUGUAGGCAACAGUAAACUAUGAGCGCAUUUGCACUUUUUUGUGAGCUUGGAGCGCGUUUACGAUAGAACUAUGCGAGCUAGUAAAUUGUUGUUUUAACCGUAUGUAAUUGUUGUCUUAUGCGCUUAAUUGUGUUAUUUGAAUAAAAUUCGAUCAUUGAUCCGGCGGCUUUGGGGGCGCCGGAUUUUUUAAAACAGGAUAAUCACUAAUCAUGAUUUAAAAUAUCUUAUUUUUUUUACAUUCUUGUACUACAUGUUUUUAGGUGGCGUGUAUGUUUUUUUAGUGUUUUACAUUUGUUUACUAUGUGAAACUAGGUUGUUGGGGGCCACCUGUGGCGCCCCCAACCACCUAGUUUCUUCUAUAUAAAUAUUUUGGCAAGUUUACGCGUUAGUGACAGAAUGACAGACAGAAUGACACACAGAACUGUGUGUUAUAUAAUUUAACUUUCAUAGUGGAAAAAGUCAGCACUGUACAUGAGUACUGUACUUUUUUAGUGUUCAAAUGCACUGCUGGAUGAAGGACCACCGCAGGCUGCGCGCUUGUCGUGGUUGGAGGCGUGACGUCAUUACACAUGAACGCGGCUGAGGUGUUGUGAAAGAGAGCUGACGUCACCGCCCAUACGUGCGUGAUGACGCGCGGGUUGUGGACGUCAUCCCACCCGUGCCUGUUCGGGGGCGUACAUGUUUGUGAGGGGCGCACCUCUGGUUGGCUGCUUGGUCCCGGUCACGUGACUCACUUCAACCAAUCCGUGCCGCGUUAAUCACAGAAUGACAGAAUCAUAGAGCUGGGUGUUUACAUAUUAGGAUUGGCAAACAUAAACAUACAAAUAGACAUAAAUCAACAUACUGUAAAAAGGUACUGUAUUAACUGUACCAUUCCAAUCUCAUCAUGGGGUGAUGUACGUACAGUACUACGACGCUCUUGUUUCAACAACAUGUGUUUGACGAUCGCCGGUUUGCCAGUUUCGCCGGAUCGGCCCGGGACCACCGGAUAAUGUUGGAAGCGGGAUAAUUGCACGCCGGAUAAUCGAUGAUCAACUGUCGUCCACUUGCCAUUGGCCUUUGUGACCGAAGAUGAUGAUGCUGAUGUGGUUGCUGGUAUCGUGACUUGCGUGCGACUGGCUGGAGAAGGCCGAUGUGCGUCAGUUCUCUUCCCACAGUGGGCGCACUUUGCAGUUAAAAGUUUGAAGGUGGUGGUUGUCUGUUCAGACUCCAGUAGGUGUUGUUUUUUAUCCACUGGCCAAUGCAAAUGUUGGAUGACGGUCACCACUUGCCUUGAUGUCGUCGGGGUGUGUUGACGAUACUUCACCACAUUGGCCAGUUCGGGUUGAACGUUGGGAUUUUUGUUGAUGCCCUGGAGCGGUUCAGAUCCCACCUCACGCUGCUGUGAUCACCCAUAGCCAGGAAUCGCAUUCAGGUCACCAAGUUCAUAGUGCAGUGCGCUAACCAUUGUACCACCCUGUAACAUGUUGAGUGCACAUUAAAUGAAACUGUUCACGUGCGAUAACUGCAGCACAACAUGACUCCACAGCACCCUGCGUGGUGAUGGAGUGAAAACUCUGCACACUGAAAAUCGAACCCACGAUCGAACCCAGGUUCUCAGCCGUUCCAGUACAGCCCUCUGACCUCUGAGCCACCCGGUCACCUCUUGCUCAAAUGAUAAAAAAAAAACAUUGAACCACAACGUUGCACUGAAAUAAAGGAAUAUCCGAAUGCAUAUACCACCUGCAUUUGAAAGUUCGCAAAGAGGGGUCGUGGUAUAAUGCAGUGCAUGGUCAUUAUUUGCAAAAUUACGUAGCAAUGUGCUCUGCCCUGCAUCUGUAAUUGUGUUUGUGAUAAUGCGUGUUGUUUGUGGUCGUGACACUUUGGGUUAAUGAACCGUGAUGAAGAACUAAUGACGUGUGACCUCGAAACUCUCGGUUUGUGUGUUGCAGUGUAAACAAGGUGGGGCAUGUACUUUCCUCGAUGUAAUCUGAACGUAACAAUUCAAAAUACACAAACGUUUGGUGUGUAAUUUACAUUGUGUGCCUCUCCCUCCGUUUAAGGAGCGCAGAUUAUAGUGGUUUGCUGUAUGGUCCAUAGUUUGGGUUGCAUGGCCAGUCACACACGACUGUGGCUUGUCUGCAAUGUAUAUCUAUGUGUCAGAGGUCGCAACCGGGUACCCGAUACCCUGCCGGGUACGGGUACGGGUAGGCCGUGAGUCACUGGUGAGUAACCGUUUGUCACUCAUUUCCCAACGUCUUGUGUCUCUUCUCACAAUAUAAGUUCCUAGAAUCAACCCACCCGCGCCUGCAACAUGGCUUCAUCCCAGAGGUCGCAAUCAGGUACCCGAUACCCGUACCCUACCCGGCCGGGUAUGGGUAGGGUACGGCCGGGUACAGGUACCCGUUUGCGACCCUGGUGGUAAGGAAUCAAAACCCGUUUGCGACCUCUGCUGUGUCUCUAGGGGUUCAUGAUAUGGUCCAUAGUUUGGGUUGCAUGGCCACAGUCGCACACAACUGUGGCUUGUGUCUUUAUUAAUCUCCCACGACUGAGGUCGUGGUGCACAUUGUCCUGCUGAUGUUCCGGUGCCGUUGAUGGUUCCGCCGGAGACCUUCGAGGAGGAAUCUCGAAGCCCUCCAGGAGGUGCGAUGAUGAUGACGACGUUUGGCUCUCGAACGAGAGGGUAAAUAUAUUGUGGACGUCCGCGUUGUUCCACUGUUGUCACAGCAGCAAGCGUUGUUCCGGAUCUGGGUGGUGAGAUUCUAGGAUGGUGACAGCAGCAGCAGCAGCGAGAUCCCAGAAGGGGUGGGAUCAGGCCUUGAGUAGGCGGUCAACGUCAUUGAUGUGUAUGUGAGAAUCAGAAUAUUUAUAAUGGAGGAAUCCGAUAAGUGAUGAAGCUCUUUUUUGUGACA